AAUAAUGUAUUUUUCAUAUUUUAUCAUAGAUUCGAAUAAUAGCAAUUUAUUUCCAGUCAAAAUGUCAGUGCUGUGGUGAGUACGUAUAUAUAUUUCAUUGUAAUUUAUAUAAGGCUAUAUGUGAUUUGUUGAUAAGUAGCAUCCACUAAUAAAAAUAUCAGUAAAAUACUUAAUUCCGAAUAAUAAUCUCAAAUUUGUAUUCCAUUCAUCAGUACCAUGUUCGAUGUUUAGGUUAUCUUUUUUUCGCAAACUUCAAUUUAAAUGCUGCUUGCGCAGAACUUAUUUAUUUAAUGUCAUUAUAAACUCAUAUAAAUUUGGUGUAGGUCCCAUAUCUAAUAAUUGAGAUAUCGGUAUACCCAAAAUCCACCAGCCGCCACUGAUGUGUGGUAUUAUUUGAUUUUAAGAUAUUUAGUGUAUAUUAUGCUCAAAGUUGCAAUAAGUCUUAUAUUUUCCAAUAAAUUAUGUAUUUAAUAAGUACCCUGGUAUACUCGUCACUUCCCUUGCAUUCAAAUUUAGAAAACAGAUAUUUCAGAAAUUGUGACUGGCCCGGUCUGGAGCAGUAUAUUUAUUAUAUUAUCUAUGUUCUCAUAACAAAAUACUGUUUAAUUUUCUCCGAAAACUAUAUAAACAAAAUGAGGUCAAAAGUUGCCCAACUUUUGUAGAAUCACCCAUAUAAGUAUUUCAUAUUUAUAAUGAACGUAUUGAAUUAUUAUUUAUUGGUUAUAUGUACUUACUCAAGUUUUCUUCAUUUUUGUGUAGGUAGAUAUUUUUUGAAGUGUUUCACAAAAUUAUAAUAAAUGUUCAACUAUCCCGCCGUUAUUAUCCACACAAAGUUGACGCGGCGUAGAAAAUUAUGAUGUGUCGUUCUUGCUAUCAUACCCGGAUGAUUUCGGAUUUCAUCUGCCGCUGCAGUGACAAGUUCGCAGAGCUGUUCUAAUGUGUGAACUUCGCUCUGGUACACUAAACUGUUUAUGUAGCCCCAGAGAAACCAAAAUAACAACUACCAGGUUUGUAAGAACCAUCAUCCCACAAUUUCUCGUUUAUAUCGGGGAUCCAUUGUCCUUCAAGGCCGGAUCCGGGUUCAAUACGUGCAAGACCAAUACCGCCAAGACCAAUACCACCAAGACCAAUACCGCCAAGACCAAGACCGACUGCUGGAGCUCCUAAGGCGAUGCCACCGCCUAGAACACCAGGACCGGCUCUAGUAACGAUUCCCGAAGGGCCUACCAAGGUGGCUGAUCCAGCUGGUGCAAGACCAAUACCAAUACCGCUGGCGUUGACAUAGGCAAUGCCCACAACGAACAGGGAUAAAAUCUAAUAAAAUAAAAACGAAUCCACUUUAAAAGUUUUUCCACAUAACACUGCACUGCACUGUUUAAUCCGUAUUAUUGUUGAAUACUCACCAAUUUUUGCAUUGUGUAUGGUUAGCAGUUCUAACUAUGCGACAUAGGCUUUUGUUAUUUGGUUUUAUAGCAGACAAUAACCUUGCCCACACCCCUAUACAUAUGCCAUUUCUUCGUGUUUAUAAAUAGAGUCGUUGCAAGCUCAAAAAUUAUUGCACCAGAAAGCCGUUUUAAAAAUUAAAAAUCUCCCUGAUUAAAACUGUUCCUUGUUGGAAAAUAUAAGUAUAAUUAUUAUUUCAUUAUAAUGUAUAAUAUUAUUGAUAGUAGUAGUAUCCUUAUAUAUAAUUUUUUAAAAGUAAAAAAAAAGAUGUAUACUAUACAAUGUAUUCUGUUAUCCUUUUAUAUAUUCCAGAUUUAUUUAUAAUAAAAUGCUAAUAAUUAGUUUUAUAAUGUUUGUAUUGGCCUACAUUUUAUUAAAAUAUUGGUAAUAUUGAAAAAAAUUAAAUCAUACACAAAAAUAUAAGGAAAUAACUUACCUACCAUUUAUCUCAUAGAAAAAAAAUACACAAAUUCGGCAGUCAAGGUUACAUUUUUAAUAUAUAAAGAGAUUUCGGGUUCGUUAAAAUUAUCAGUUUAUAAAACUACCAACCAAAUCAACCAAAAUGAACUCCAUGAUUGCUGUAGUCGCCUUGUUUGCCGCUUUGGCCUCCACCCAAGCUGGUUUAAUCGUUGGCCCAUCAGCCCAUAUCCUUCAAGGACCCAGCUCCAGAUCUACCAUCGUGGGUCCCGAUGGCAGCUCCAUCUCUUCCGUAGCUCCAGGAGGCCAAAUCAUCACCGAAGAACACGCCGGAGUUGUCGCUCAUUCCGCUCCAGUUUUGGCUCACUCUGCCGUCGUUGCUCACUCCGCCCCUGUGGUAGCCCACUCCGCUCAAUUUGUAGCCCACUCCGCUCCAAUUGUUGCUCAUUCCGCUCCAGUUUGGGCACACUCUGCCCAAGUUCUUGCCCACUCUGCUCCAGUAGUGGCCGCUCACCACGGUUUGGUGGCUCAUGGAGCUGACAGCACUGUUAUUUCUGGACCAUCCGGAGUUAUUUCCACAAACUCUUUGGGACACCCAUCUGUCGUAGCUCAUGGUGUUCAUGGAGUUCAUGGAGUUCAUGGAAUUCACGCUGGAGUCGUUUAUUAAAUGGUUUUUUAAUUUUACUGUAAUAUUU
This is a messenger RNA of Brassicogethes aeneus, 2555 nucleotides long. Lineage: Eukaryota; Metazoa; Arthropoda; Insecta; Coleoptera; Nitidulidae. The record is from the annotation of a GenBank genome assembly.